Molecule: messenger RNA, 1542 nt
Organism: Phragmites australis (common reed)
Lineage: Eukaryota; Viridiplantae; Streptophyta; Magnoliopsida; Poales; Poaceae
Product: sugar transport protein MST5
Exons: 1
Coding region: 1-1542 (513 amino acids)
Biological process (GO): monosaccharide transmembrane transport
Cellular component (GO): membrane
Molecular function (GO): monosaccharide transmembrane transporter activity
Source: RefSeq, a predicted model, not a curated record
AUGGCAGGCGGCGUGGUGGUGAACGCGGCCGGGGGCAAGACGUACCCCGGCCGCAUGACGGCGUUCGUCUUCUUUACCUGCCUCGUGGCCUCCUCGGGCGGGCUCAUCUUCGGCUACGACAUUGGCAUCUCCGGCGGCGUCACGUCCAUGGACUCGUUCCUCAGUGAGUUCUUCCCCUCGGUGUACGCCAAGGCCAAGGCGAACAAGGACACCAACCAAUACUGCAAGUUCGACAGCCAGCUGCUGACGCUCUUCACGUCGUCGCUCUACCUGGCGGCACUGGCGACGUCGUUCGUGGCGGCGUGGGUCACGCGGGUGUUCGGCCGCAAGUGGUCCAUGUUCUGCGGCGGGAUCACCUUCCUGGCUGGCUCCGCGCUCAACGGCGCCGCCACCGACGUGCUCAUGCUCAUUCUGGGUCGCAUCCUGCUCGGCGUCGGCGUCGGCUUCGCCAACCAGUCGGUGCCGCUGUACCUGUCGGAGAUGGCGCCGGCGAAGCUCCGCGGCAUGUUAAACAUUGGCUUCCAGCUCAUGACCACCAUCGGCAUCCUUGCCGCGAACUUGAUCAACUACGCGACGGUGGGCAUCAAGGGCGGCUGGGGCUGGCGCAUCGGGCUCGGGCUCGCCGGCGUGCCGGCGGCCGUCAUCACGCUGGGCGCGCUCGCGCUGCCCGAUACGCCCAACUCCCUCAUCGCCCGCGGCUACACCAACGACGCCAAGGCGGUGCUUGUCAAGAUCCGGGGCACGGACGACGUGCACGACGAGUACGACGACAUGGUGGCCGCUAGCGAGGAGGCCCGCACGAUUGAGCACCCAUGGCGCAACAUCCUGGAGCGCAAGUACCGGCCCCAGCUCACCGUGGCCGUGCUGAUCCCCUUCUUCCAGCAGCUCACCGGCAUCAACGUGAUCAUGUUCUACGCGCCCGUGCUGUUCCUCACCAUCGGCUUCGGCGGCGACGCGUCGCUCAUGUCCGCCGUCAUCACGGGCCUCGUCAACAUGUUCGCCACCGUGGUGUCCAUCGUCUCUGUCGACCGCCUCGGCCGCCGCGCUCUGUUCCUCCAGGGCGGCACGCAGAUGUUCAUCUCCCAGAUCGUCGUCGGCACGCUCAUCGCCCUCCAGUUCGGCACCGCCGGCGUCGGCGAGAUGUCCCGGUCGUACGCCAUGCUGCUGGUGCUCUUCAUCUGCCUCUACGUCGCUGGGUUCGCGUGGUCGUGGGGCCCCCUCGGAUGGCUCGUCCCCUCCGAGGUGUUCUCGCUGGAGAUCCGGUCGGCGGGGCAGAGCAUCGCCGUGUGCGUCAACAUGCUGCUCACCUUCAUCAUCGGCCAGUCCUUCCUCACCUUGCUCUGCCACCUCAAGUUCGGCCUCUUCUACUUCUUCGCCGGGUGGAUGCUCGUCAUGACUACCUUCGUCGCGCUCUUCCUGCCGGAGACCAAAGGGGUGGCCAUCGAGGAGAUGAACUUCGUAUGGAGCCGGCACUGGUUCUGGGGAAAGUACGUCACAGCCCCUGACCACGCCGGCGGCAACCGCAGAACCAACGGCGUCUAA